UUACAGGGUGUUCAGCGUCUUAUCGACAAUAUGGAUACAGGCAAUACAUUGUUUCCCAUCACAACAACAUACGAGGGCAGCCUGGAUUGCAUUGAAAGAAUAUUGAAGGAGGAAGGCUACCAUGGAUAUUACAAAGGGUUGGGUGCCUUAAUAUUGCAGCAUACUACAAUGCUUGUUCUGGUUCUUUACGCUGAUUAUCUGGGACACAAGUAUCCGAGGUUCUUCUAUAAAUUUCGACACAUGUUCCGUAACAGAACUUGGGAGCAAAUAGAAAAGGAAACGGAGGAGGAAGAAAAGAGGAGACAGGAGGAGUUGGAGAAGGAGAUGCGGCCCAAGAAUAACGCGCUUUUCUUCCCCAGGGAGAUCAGGAUGUUCAUGAGCGACGGUCAAACCGAAUGCUGGGAAGCAUACCAAUAUCCACCAUACCAGUUUUAUUAUUAA
Molecule: messenger RNA, 441 nt
Organism: Brassicogethes aeneus
Lineage: Eukaryota; Metazoa; Arthropoda; Insecta; Coleoptera; Nitidulidae
Source: the annotation of a GenBank genome assembly